CUGUAGCUACUUUCUAAUAUAAAUUUGAUUUUAUUCCCAAAUAUAUAAAAAAAAAUUGAUAAUUAUUAAAAUAUUUGAUUGAAAGUAUGUGAUAUUGACGAUAGAAAGAGAUAUUCCGAUGUCUAAUUCUAGUGUAAAUGCAAAUAAUUGGUUAUAACCUCAAUAUUUGCAUAUUUAUUUAUCUUUUAGCUUUAGCAGAACAAAUUUGAGUUUGAGUAAUCCCUUUCCCUUUUAUUUGCAUUAAUUAAGGAAUGUUUAAAUUGCCAACCUGUCAUAAACUUGUGACAGUAACUAAAUCUUUUCGUAAUUUAAGUAAAAUGUCUUCAAUAAAUAAAUGUAAAGUUGCGGUUUGCCAAUUUACAGCUUGUAAUGAUAAAUCCAAAAAUUUGGUUACAGUGAAGCGCUUAGUUGACGAGGCAGUAACAAAUAAUGCAAAAGUUGUAUUCUUACCCGAGGGCUGUGAUUAUAUUGCAAACAAUAAGGACGAAUCUAGGAGCCUAGCAGAAAGUUUGGACGGCGAACUGGUAGAUGAAUAUAAGAAAAUUGCAAACAAAAAUAAAAUUUGGCUCUCAGUUGGCGGUUUUCAUGAAAAAAUUGAUAACAAUACUAUGUACAACACUCACUUGUUAAUAGAUGAUACUGGGAACAUAUCGUCUUUGUACAGAAAAACACAUUUGUUUGAUGUGAGUAUUCCAGAAAAAAAUAUAUUAUUGCAAGAAUCUGAUUAUUGUACAGCUGGUUCAGCAAUUAUACCACCAGUUGAGACUCCUGCAGGUCUUAUAGGAUUAUCAAUAUGUUAUGAUUUACGAUUCCCUGAAAUUAGUACACUCCAAACAAAAUUCGGGGCCAAUAUUUUGACGUACCCUUCAGCAUUUACAGCAACAACAGGUCCUGCUCAUUGGGAAAUUCUAUUACGAGCUAGAGCAGUUGAAAAUCAAUGCUAUGUUAUUGCUGCAGCUCAAUAUGGAAAACAUAAUUCAAAAAGAACCUCUUAUGGACAUUCAAUGAUAGUGGAUCCUUGGGGUGUUGUUGUAGCAGAAUGCCCAAAAUAUAAUGAAAAUAAUCCAACAAAUGAGAGUAUUGCUGUAGCUGAAAUAAAUACAGAGUAUAUUAAAAAAAUCAGACAAGAAAUGCCUGUACAGAAACAUCGUAGGACUGAUAUUUAUAAUCUUAAUUUGCUGCCAAAUAACAACAAAAAUGACGAAAGAAACUCAUACAGUUUUGCAGAUAAAAUUAUACCCGCUUCUACAGUUUUCUACAAAUCCAAUUAUUGUUAUGCGUUUACAAAUAUUAGAUGCGUUGUACCAGGUCAUGUGCUUGUGGCAACUUUAAGGUGUGCUCCAAGGUUGUUAGACUUAACUCAAGAAGAAAUUGCUGAUUUAUUCCAAACAGUGAUUAAAGUGCAGAGGGCAAUGGAAACAGAACAUGAUGCAGGAUCGACAACAAUUUGCGUUCAAGAUGGUAAAUUGGCCGGACAAACUGUUCCACAUGUUCAUGUACAUAUUUUACCAAGAAAGCUGAACGAUUUUAAACAGAAUGACGAUAUCUAUUGGGAGUUAGCAAAACAUGAUUCAGAAGAAAAUGUUCAACCGAUCAGAUCGAUGGAGGAAAUGUCUGAAGAAGCGAGGAAAUUAAGAACACAUUUCAAUAUCUAAAUCUGUUGAAAACCAUUUUUUUGUUGACUUGUAUCAACUGAAAAAUAUGAUGCUAUGAAAUAUAUAUUUGUUAUUAA
Messenger RNA from Diabrotica virgifera virgifera (western corn rootworm), 1732 nucleotides. Its product is annotated as nitrilase and fragile histidine triad fusion protein NitFhit. The coding region runs from base 252 to 1655 and encodes 467 amino acids. Gene Ontology annotation, biological process: nucleobase-containing compound metabolic process. The transcript has 2 exons. Gene Ontology annotation, molecular function: hydrolase activity, acting on carbon-nitrogen (but not peptide) bonds, in linear amides; bis(5'-adenosyl)-triphosphatase activity. NCBI's taxonomy places the organism in Eukaryota, Metazoa, Arthropoda, Insecta, Coleoptera, Chrysomelidae. The record is from RefSeq and is a predicted model, not a curated record.